AUGGUCGACAAUCAGCCCACCUCGGAGACCUACUACCAGGCCUUUCGCGUCCCAGACGAAAGAGAACCCGUCCAGAUUCCUGCUGUCCUUCACCCGACUCUGAAGGAACUCUAUGUCCUCUGGUCUGAUAUCUCCAACUGUUUUCCGCAGGCAACGCGAGUCCAAUUCAAGAAUGUUUACGUGCCCAUGCUGAAAGAUGCUCGUCUCUGCAGGGCCAAGCCGCAUGGGAUCAGAUACCACCCCGAGAUCGUGCUGGAUAUCACCUACGGAGAGCAGGGUUCCAAGAAAACCAACAAACGCAGGAGCAGCAGUGCCAUAUAG
Molecule: messenger RNA, 321 nt
Organism: Linnemannia hyalina
Lineage: Eukaryota; Fungi; Mortierellomycota; Mortierellomycetes; Mortierellales; Mortierellaceae
Source: the annotation of a GenBank genome assembly